Molecule: messenger RNA, 1601 nt
Organism: Monodelphis domestica (gray short-tailed opossum)
Lineage: Eukaryota; Metazoa; Chordata; Mammalia; Didelphimorphia; Didelphidae
Product: V-type proton ATPase subunit G 1-like
Biological process (GO): synaptic vesicle lumen acidification
Cellular component (GO): vacuolar proton-transporting V-type ATPase complex; synaptic vesicle membrane; vacuolar proton-transporting V-type ATPase, V1 domain
Molecular function (GO): proton-transporting ATPase activity, rotational mechanism; ATP hydrolysis activity
Source: RefSeq, a predicted model, not a curated record
CCAGCCUGAGAGCACCUGGGUGGGGCAGGGGCGGGUUCACGGACCUGCAGGAAGUAGGAAGCGCAGGCAUAGGAAGGAGGGCUUGGGGGCCUGCAGUCCGGGCUCGGGGUGGGGCUCGCCAUGACCAGCCAAUCACAGGGUAUCCAGCAGCUACUGCAGGCGGAGAAGAACGCUUCCGAGAAGAUUGCCCAAGCCCGCGUUCGAAGACAAGAAAAACUGAGGAAGGCCUAUGAUGAAGCUAAGGUUGAGAUCGAAGAGUUCCGACAGGAGAGGAACAAAGCGUUUGAAGUCAAAGAAGCUGAGGCCCUUUCUCACGAUGACAUGUCCAACAAACUGAAUGAGGAGGCCGAUGAGAAAAUAGAGCGCCUCCAGGAACUGUACAACCUGAACAAGGACCAGCUGCUGUACAACAUGUCAGUUGAAAAACAGAGGCUCCAAGGUUCUUUUUUAGAAAGCAUAUGUUAAAAGUGGAAACAAGGAAGACAUAAUCUAUACAUACAUAUACGUUUGAAUGAUGCCUUCUACUGUGAGGGGAGGGGAAGGAAGGACUCAGAUAUCUGGUGUUAACUUGGAAAUAACACAGAACUACUAAAGAAGUCAGCAAAAACCAAGUCUUUAAUGAGGAAAGAUAGUGUUCAAUAUUCCAGCCUCACACAGAGUCAAGCUCCUAAAAACCACACAAAGCCAAGGGCUCAGGGAUUCUGCAAACAGUAUCUCUGGGAGAACACACCACAGGAGAUGAUUCUCCUAAGACUGACAGAACUUGGGGGUCUUCUAUACCCUCUGGAGAACUUGGUACAGCAAAAAUGCCCACACAAGGCGCAAGCAGGCUGCAACCAGCAGCUGGGGUGUCAGAGGAGUGGUCAACUACAAUGAAUACAAAAGGAAAGGGUCAAACCAAGAGCUGGGCUUCCUGAGAGAGGAUUUUAAUACAAUUGGAGAAACUACUAAGACAAAUAAGGGUACUCAACAUUUGACUGCCAGUCCUACCAAAAGUGGGGUCACCAAACCCUUCAAAGUCUAUUGUUCAAUUCAAAACAGGUGCACCUGGUAUUUACUUCAGGGGAUGAGUUCUGGGGGGUGAGGGGCAAAUUUGAAACUUGGAGAAAAGUCAAUUGACACUGGAAAUAAAUUCUAUUAUUAAAAAAAAGGAAGAAAAUGUACAUUAUAGGAAUCUUAAGAGAGAAGAUAGUAUUUUUUCUCAACAGUUUUUUUCCUAAAAUUAAGUAACAUGCUGAGGCUAUUUGCCUUUUCUCAGAGAUCUCCCAAAAAACUGACUUUGGGUGUUUUGUUUAAUUUUCAGACUGGCUUCUUUUCUAGCAUGCUGGAUGUCUCAAACCUGUAAUAGCCUCAUGUCAUCCUCAAGCAUUUAAAUUUUUUAUGUACAGAUCAUGAGUGUUAAGGUCCAGGAUUUCACCCUCCACCAAGGAAGACCCAUGGACAAUGCAAUCAGGCAAAGAAAGGGCCGUUUAUUAUGGAACUGGUACGCGCACCAGUGGAAACUUCUGCCAUCAGAGUUCCCAGUUGCUUCUGAAAGGCUGGGCCUUAAGUACUUUCCAUGUAUGGCCCCCCUUCCAGCCCCUUAUCUGCUACAUACCAUU